This is a messenger RNA of Symbiodinium necroappetens, 1182 nucleotides long. NCBI's taxonomy places the organism in Eukaryota, Dinophyceae, Suessiales, Symbiodiniaceae. The record is from the annotation of a GenBank genome assembly.
AUGCCAUCACUGGACUGCCCUGGAUCCCAUGGUUUGCAACGGACGACAGUCCCUGAGCCAGGCCGUGUUUGCGAUGUCUGCGACAUUGUUCUGAAGCCGGGAUGCGAGGCUUUUGCAUGCCAGACCUGUGACUUCGAUGUGUGCUCUGCGUGCAAAGAGAACGGCCUUACGAAAGCUGAUGUUCAAUUGGAGAAGAUGAAGAAAAGGAUUGAUGGCUACACCACCCGACCACGAAGCUAUGCUGACGAGGGCAAGCAGGCGGCAGCCCGGGCCCUGUUACCGGCAGCAUUCUUAGACGGAGCACGCGCGCGUGGGGGGCCAGUGUUGCUUCUGGAACUGCUGAAAUGGUUCAAGUCUGACUUUUUCGAGUGGGUUGACAGCCCUUCUUGCGAACAUUGCUCCACAAAUGCUUCGCUGAAGCACGAAGGCAUGACUGACCCUUGCGAGGAGGAGCUUCGCUACGGCGCGACUCGUGUCGAAGCUUGGCGCUGUGAUGGCUGCCAGACGUUAGUGAGAUUUCCGCGGUACGAUGACCCUGAACGGCUCCUUGAGACUCGCCGAGGCAGGUGCGGUGAGUGGGCGAACUGCUUCACGUUGAUAGUGACCGCUUUGGGGUACCAGGCCAGGCUAGUCGUAGACUGGACCGAUCAUGUUUGGACGGAAGUUUGGUACAAUGAUAUGUGGCACCACUGUGACCCCUGUGAAGCUUGUCUUGAUGCACCACUGACAUACGAAGUCGGAUGGGGAAAGAAGCUGACCUACAUAGUCGCCUUCGGGCAGCAGGAGGUCGUUGAUGUAACCGCGAGAUACACCCGUGACUGGGCAUCGGUCCUUACGCGGCGCACCGCGCUGUCGGAAGAGCAACUGGCCAAGAUCAUCGAAGACGCGGACUCUCGCUUAAGGGGGCCUCUGCCGGCUCCUGCUUGGAGGCAGCAGGAAGAGUCUCAGCUCCAGAAGUGCAAGACGCAGCUGGAGGGCGUUUGCAGUCUUUCGGCAGCCGAACUUUGUGGGCGCAAGUCCGGCUCUGCGGAAUGGCGCCAGGAGCGGGGAGAGCUGGGUGCGAGCCUUCCGAUCCUCGAAAGCCAGGCCUCCACUCUGAUCGACCCGGGAUGCGCGGAGGUCGAGGCCAUUGGAUGGUUCUGGGUCCUGGUCCCAGGGUUCAGGGGCUUGUUUGGGUGUUGA